AUGUCGAACCAAAGAAAGAACAGAGCUCUAAUCAUUGUCAAUUAUGAAUUCUACCAAACUAAAUCUGAUGAGAAACUCCCGUCAAGACCUGGAGCUAAAAAGGAAGCAAACAGGCUUUUUAAAGCACUGUCCAAAUGCAAUUAUGCUGUGAAACUUUACUAUGAUUUGACAGCUAAGGAAAUAGAAGAGCUUUAUGAGGAAGAAUGCCAUGCAGAUCACGGAGACUGUUUUGUGAGCAUCAUUUCCAGUCACGGCCAGGAAGGGAGUGUGUUUGAUUGUGAAGGACAGCCGGUUCAACUCACGCAGAUUUUCAAGGCAUUAUCACCCAAAAGAUGUCACAAGCUAACAGGAAAGCCCAAAAUUUUCUUCAUACAGGCCUGCCGCGGAGAGGACAUCGAUCAUGGCAUAUUCCUCCAGACAGAUAGUGGUGAACCACAGGUUGACUGUUUCUCACACUAUCUCUCCAUCCCUGAAAAUACUGCAGUCAUGUUUUCAUGUAGCCCAGGCUAUGCCUCCUUUAUCAACCAAUGGGAAUCAAUGUUCUUCAAAGCCUUACUAGAACUGUUAGAAGGGGAGGAACGCCAUCUCAAAAUUGCUCGUUUGAUGACCCGAAUUAUCUGGAAAGUGGCCUUCCACUGCGAAGCGAGAGGAACAUACGCUGGCAGCAAAGAGAUGCCCUGCUUUGUGACCAACAUGGUGGAAGACAUUUGCCCGUUUUCCUCAUCAGGUAGCCAUAGGACCCCAGAAAGGACAGAAUAACAUGGAUAAGGAUAACCCAUACUUCAAUGCUAUCAGUGAUCACAGGAUAAGAAGGACCAGCUUAAUAUUUUUAUGGACUGAAAUGGCAACCUAUUAUUUCUCCGCUAGAGCAGAACUUCUUAAACUUUUUUCACUCGCAGCCUCUUUCAAACUGAGACAUUUUUUCAUAACCUGAGGUAUACAGAUAUAUAAAAAUAAUUAAAUAAUCAAAAUACACAAAUAAAUCAACAGAUUGAGAUUCAGAGGAGAAAUCCAUUUUUACUUCAAGGUCUGUGAGUAGACUCUUUUUCCAGCUAUGAAGAGACAGAUUUAGUGCAUCCAUGUAUAUGCAUGAAAAGGUAAGGAAUAACCACACAACCCAUCCUGUAUAACACAUGCUCCGUUUAU
Molecule: messenger RNA, 1146 nt
Organism: Anolis carolinensis (green anole)
Lineage: Eukaryota; Metazoa; Chordata; Lepidosauria; Squamata; Anolidae
Product: caspase-3
Exons: 4
Coding region: 1-759 (252 amino acids)
Biological process (GO): proteolysis
Molecular function (GO): cysteine-type endopeptidase activity
Source: RefSeq, a predicted model, not a curated record